This is a messenger RNA of Knipowitschia caucasica, 1731 nucleotides long. The record is from the annotation of a GenBank genome assembly. Lineage: Eukaryota; Metazoa; Chordata; Actinopteri; Gobiiformes; Gobiidae.
AUGGAGCUCAGGGUGUGGGACAUCUGCUGGUUUAUCACUGUGACCCUCGGAUGGACCGCGGCUCAGACUCAGACCAGCACCAGGCCUGUUUUCAACUGUGGAGGACACUUGGUGACAGACUCUGGUAUCGUGGCCAGUGAGGGCUUCCCGAGCCAAUACAAAGCCAACACCAAAUGCACCUGGUACAUCACUGUGCCCGAGGAUCAUGUGGUCAUGCUGUCCUUCCGCCUCUUCGACAUGGAGGCUGACCCCACCUGCCGCUACGACUACCUGGACGUGUACAACGGCCACACGCGUCUGGUGCAGAAGCUGGGGCGCUUCUGUGGGACGUUUCGGCCUGGAGCUCUCAUUUCCACCUCCAACACCAUGAUGCUGGAGAUGGUUUCUGACGAUGCUACGUCUGGACGAGGUUUCUUGGCCUUUUUCAGCGCUGGGAAGCCACACGUGGAAGAAAACCAGUUCUGUGGAGGCCGCCUCACCAAAGCACAAGGCUCCGUGAAGACACCAAACUGGCCCAACUCCAACUACCCAGCAGGCAUCAGCUGCUCCUGGCACAUCUCUGUGGAGCCCGGCAAUGUGAUCGAGGUCAAGUUUGAGAAGCUGGACUUGGAGCCUGAUACGUACUGUCGAUAUGAUUAUGUGGCUCUGUUUAACGGAGGAGAGACCGACGACUCCAGAAGAAUUGGAAGAUUCUGCGGUGACACUGUCCCAGGAACAAUUGUGACCAAUGGGAACGAGCUCCUGGUGCAGUUUGUGUCUGACCUCAGCGUGACGUCAGACGGCUUCAUGGCACUCUACAACAGCGUGCCUCGGGGGUCCCGCAGACCCACCGCCGGAGGAGACUUCAUCUUCCACACGACCACCAGCUCCACACCAAAACCCACAUCCAAGCCCCUCAAACCUGUCGAAGCCAGUAGACCCACCCCAAAACCAAAACCAGGCCUUAAACCAACCACAAAACCACUCAAACCAAAAGUCACUAUACCAUUGAAGCCACCACCACGCAAACCCACCCCUAAACCCAGACAGAAGCCCACCACCGCUCCCAAACGAGCCAGACCCACUCCUCCGACAAAGAAGGCCAUGGCAAAACCUGCACUUAAACCGGCUGCCAAAGCUACACCCAAACCAAGGAUCAUCAAACCAACGCCAAAACCAAAAGUGAAGACAACCAAAAAGGCCACUGCCCCCAAAGUGAAGGCCACAAUGAAACCAGCCGUUAAACCAGUCAAACCCACGCCAAAAACUGGUCUGAAGCCCACCUCCAAACCAAAAGUGAAGCCCAGAGUGACUCCGAAACCAACACUGAGCAAGACUGUGACCAAGAAGCCUGCUGUGAGCAAGAAACCGUUACCCCUGAACCCGCUCUGCUCACAGAAAUGUAAGCGGACAGGAACUCUCCAGUCCAGUUUCUGUCCUCAUGACUUUGUCAUCACUGGUAAAGUUACCUCUGUAACCUUGGGUCCGCGAGGGUCUGCCACAGUGGAAGUGUUCCUCAUCAAAGCCUAUAAAAGUGGAGCACUUAACAUCACAAAAUCUGGUCCAGUCAUGUCCGUCACUCUGCAGUCCACCUGCAAGAGGUGCCCCGGAAUCAUCAAAGGACGUAACUAUGUGCUAAUGGGUAAAGUUGACGCACAGGGCAAUGGGCAGCUGACACCUUCGAGCUUCACUCUUCUAUACAAACCUAUUCACGCCAAAGCACUGGCCACUCUUUCCCGCAAGAAGUGUUGA